Aedes albopictus (Asian tiger mosquito) is the source of this 616-nucleotide messenger RNA. RefSeq names its product MD-2-related lipid-recognition protein. Gene Ontology annotation, molecular function: sterol binding. The record is from RefSeq and is a predicted model, not a curated record. The transcript has 3 exons. Bases 78 to 551 code for a protein of 157 amino acids. Gene Ontology annotation, biological process: intracellular cholesterol transport. NCBI's taxonomy places the organism in Eukaryota, Metazoa, Arthropoda, Insecta, Diptera, Culicidae.
AGCUUAGUCUUCAGUACGCAAAGCUACGUAGCAGACGUGAUCCUUUGGAGUGGUAGAAUAGAGCAAAAUCAUUCAAUAUGAACCAAAUUUUCAAUAUUCUUUUGUUGAUCGGCGUGAUAACCAUUGCGCGUGCGGAAGUAAUUUCGUUUGAGAAGUGUAGUGAAAGCGUGAAAUGCACGGUUCACGAAGUUCGUGUGCACCCGUGCCCGGAAGCUGCCCAAAAUAAACCCUGUGUCAUGCUGAAGGGUACCAAUGCGACGAUCGCGUUCGAUUAUACGCCAGAAUUCGACGCCCAGGUUGCCACGGCAAAGGCCUUCUGGGCUUCGGCAGUUGACCUUCCGUUCGCCGGAUUGGACCAGGAGGCAUGCAAGUACACCAGCUGUCCGGUCGCAGCCGGCCAAAGGCAAUCCUAUUCGUACGAUCUGCCCAUUAUGAAGUCCUACCCGACGCGGCAAUACAAAGUCAAGUGGCAACUGCUCAAUGAGGCUAACGAGAUGUGCUGUUUCCUGAUUGAAAUGGCGAUCAAGGCCAAGAAGGGUCGCAAGAACUAGUUUUAUAAAGUUUUAUUUUUGUUUCAUCAAAAGUUUCAUAAACGAAAAGUACUGUGUUUUGUAAA